UCUCUCUCGCUCUCUGGUUCCGUCAGUGUGAAAAUGUCUCCAAUGGGUUUGCUCUGCAUUUGUGGUCUACUCUGUUUUUUCACUGUGGUUCAUGCUCGCAUCCCCGGUGUUUACACUGGUGGGCCGUGGGAAAGCGCCCACGCCACCUUCUACGGCGGCAGCGACGCCUCUGGCACUAUGGGUGGUGCGUGUGGUUAUGGCAAUCUGUACAGCCAAGGCUACGGAGUCAACACAGCCGCACUAAGCACAGCGCUAUUCAACAAUGGCCUGAGCUGUGGAGCUUGCUUUGAGAUCAAGUGUGCCGAAGACCCCAAAUGGUGCAACCCAGGAAACCCCUCAAUCUUCGUCACCGGCACAAAUUUUUGCCCGCCAAACUACGCCUUACCUAAUGACGAUGGUGGGUGGUGCAACCCUCCUCGGACCCACUUCGACCUCGCCAUGCCCAUGUUCCUUAAGAUCGCUCAGUACCGCGCCGGUAUUGUCCCGGUCAAUUUCCGCCGGGUCCCAUGCAGAAAGAAGGGAGGGAUCAGAUUCACCAUCAACGGCUUCCGUUACUUCAACCUACUUCUGAUCACCAACGUCGCUGGUGCAGGGGAUAUCACACGCGUUAGCAUCAAAGGGACCAAUACUCAAUGGAUGGCCAUGAGCCGCAACUGGGGCCAAAACUGGCAAUCCAAUGCUGUCUUUGUUGGCCAGGCCUUGUCUUUUAGGGUCACUGGCAGUGACCUACGCACCUCAACCUCUUGGAACGUGGCACCAGCUAAUUGGCAGUUUGGUCAGACGUUCACGGGCAAGAACUUCAGGGUCUAGAAAACCAUAAAAAGGAGAUAAAAAGUCUUCUUUUUAAUUUUAAGUUUUAUUUUCCCACGAUUCCCUCCUUCAGUUUUCUCUUUUUUCCUGGGAAAAUUUGGGGUUAGAGGGAGGGGGUAAUAGAAUUAGAUAGAAAUCAUAGGGUAGGAAAGUGGGUCUGUGGUAACUUUUUUUAUUAUUAUUUUUAUUUCUUGGGUUUUUGAACUUUUAUCUUUAUUGUGGGGUUGUAGCUUUAUUUAUGUUUUGGUGUUGUUGGUUAAAGUAAGAAAGGUGAAAAAGUGUAAAGAGGCUCUGAAGUGGCCUGCAGGAAAAAGAAAACAUGUAACCCGCAGCUUCUCAUCAAAUUAUCA
This is a messenger RNA of Ilex paraguariensis (yerba mate), 1160 nucleotides long. The record is from the annotation of a GenBank genome assembly. NCBI's taxonomy places the organism in Eukaryota, Viridiplantae, Streptophyta, Magnoliopsida, Aquifoliales, Aquifoliaceae.